This is a messenger RNA of Marmota monax (woodchuck), 14516 nucleotides long. RefSeq names its product interferon-induced very large GTPase 1-like. Bases 1779 to 9158 code for a protein of 2459 amino acids. The transcript has 3 exons. Lineage: Eukaryota; Metazoa; Chordata; Mammalia; Rodentia; Sciuridae. The record is from RefSeq and is a predicted model, not a curated record. Gene Ontology annotation, molecular function: GTP binding.
CCUGCAGCUAUGAAUGCUCUGCGGUCCCACCCUGUGUGAAGGAAACUGCUCUUGGCUGUGCACUUUUCUCUGGAGCAACGUGAAGACAGGCUUUUGGCCUUAAGGACACAAAGGAGCUGCCCCGCUUUGGUCGCAGAUCCCACUUACCUGGGACUAACCCCGCUUUGAUCGUGGAUCCCACUUAUUGGGACUAACCCCGCUUUGGUCGCGGAUCCCACUUACCUGGGACUAACCGGUGCACCACCCCUGACUGCUGAAAGUUCUGGUUCCCGGGUUUCGGCACCACUUGUCGCGACCCCUUGCCCGCAAGGAAGACGCAACUCAGGAAUCUUCUUUCAGCAGUUUAUUCAGGCCCUUGAUAUUUCUUCUUCUCCCCUCAGAUGCCCCUCCCAGCCUUAAUAAAGCAUCUCAAGCCCCAAUGCGAAGCUGCCACGUGGAGCUUUCUCAUAGGGUGGUGAAAAACCAUGCGCCAACUCUCCCAAAUAAGGAGUUGUUUGUCACAGACCACAGCGGAGCCAGCGCCAUCUUGUAAUGGCGACCAUAGUCUGCAGAAACGGCAGAAGCGGCUCACCACAGUGAAGGAUGGUAUCCUAAAACUUCCUCUGGGACAUCUGGUUUGAUUGAUAGCUCUGUGCCAAACUCUUAGACUCUUGAAAGAGUUCGUUGUGUACCAGAUUACUCUGAUAUUUUGAUAUUUUUGAGGUUUUAGCAAAAUAUUGUCAUAUCAUACCUGUUACAAAAAUCUCAGUUCUUGAUCCUGAUGCCAAUCCAACUAGAGAAGUCAUGGUUUUGAGACAAAUGAUAAAGAAUAUUUUUGCCUUCUCUUUUCAAUAUUGCCAGAUUUCCUGCUUUACAGUUUAUAUUAACAGACCAGAAAGUUAAUACUUACAAAUAUUCACAGAUUGGAUCAUAGGAAUAAGAAUAAUAUUCAUUGUUGCUAUUCCUGACAUAUUUCUAGUCAGACAAAUUUCUCUGUAAAUAUAAGGAAAGAGGAAAUCUCCAUUUUUCUAAGAAUCUAUAUCUAGAGAUUUUUCUUUAAGACAUACAUUUUUAAUACAACACUGUGAUUUUAUUAUACAGCAUAAAAAUCAGGCCUUAUUAAUGCUUAUAAUUUACUAGUAAAAAUGAAGUAAAAGUUUGAGCAGAAUUAUUUUAUAAUGAUAAUAGAGUAAGUGUUCAUGAAAUAUUUUCUAUAUUUCCUAUGUAGCGCAGGAAGAAAGUUGGUUUUUAGAAGGGGCCUAGAAAGAAAUUAUUCCUCCAUAGCUGAUUAUUAACUUCAGGAAAAAUCUGAGAGAACCUCAGAGAGGUUCUGCAAGAGAGGAGUCAUCACAGCUAUCAUUCCCUCUCUGAUCCACAGUUCUAAAUGUCUUUUAGUCCAAGCUGGGGAUGGCUUCUUGAAUCAUUGGUCAUUGUUCUUCUCCUAGAAAAAAAAAUGUGUAGACAAAUUCUCUUAAUUUAUUCAGAAUACAAAUAGAAUUCUUUCAAAGGAACUUCAACUAGAAAACAGGGAAUGAGUAGCUUACUAAACUACUGAUGUAAACAAUAGUACAGAUAAAUUUCCAAAUAAUAACAUUGAAUAAAAGACAAAAGGAAAAAAAGAAAACGGGGAAUGAAGAGACAGAAAAGUUUACAGAGCACAUUCUAUGAUUCUUGAACAGGCCCAAUCUUGGCCAGAAACUGUUUUCUGUCCUCCAAACUGAAAGCUGAAUAAUCUAUGAUCUCUGAGAUCACAAUCAAUGGUCUAAGGGAAGCAGACAAGACCAUGAAAAUUACAAUCCAUGGUGUGUAGCAGAUGUUUAACAACUCUCAGAAGAGGAAAACUCCUGGUUUGGAAUUUUGUCAUUUGUGGGGAUCAAACCCAGGGCAUGCUAGCCAUGGACACAAGCAAGCAGAUCCCUGAUGAGCCUCUCCUCAGAAGCAAAAGGAGGCAAGAUCUUCCAGAGAUGCUCAGAGAAGUGGGACUGGGAGUUGAGUACUGGUUGAUCAAGCUGAAGGAAGUCCUGGGUGUGACCUGUGCCCAGUCAUUACAAUAUUUAAAAAGAAAAGACCUCCAGAAGCUGAAAUCCCAGAUACAAUAUCCAUGGGAGAAAAGGGCCCUGGAGAAGCUGCUUGACCUGUCCCACUCAAAUAGUCUUGCAGAGUUACAGGAGUCACCAGUGGAGAGGAAAAAGGAGAAGCAGGCAGAACAAGCAGUGAAAGAGCUGAGGAACUUGCUGUCAGAAGGGAGACAGAGACAGGAAGAGGCAGUGAAGAGAAAGGAAGCAGAGCUGAGGCAAGCCAUGGAGAUCCCUGAAGAGAACAGGCUGAAGCCUCCAAAGCCCCUCAGGGAAGUCAUGGAAAUCAUGAGGAGAACAUUCAGUCCCACGGAGCAGACGCCAUCCCACAGGCCAAACCUCCCAGACAGAGAUCUGGUAAGAUGGGCAUCUGGAGGGCUGGCCCUGCAGGGAAUAUACAAAACCUGCCACCACAUGGACCUGAUACAGAGGAGAGAGGAGCUACUCAGUGUCCCCAAGGAGUUCUCACUCCUUGGACCUCAGCAGGGCACAUUGAUGAAAUCUGAAGAAUUUACAUCUUCUCAAGCAGAAGUCAUGUUCACCCAGUCUAUGGAGAAUUUAGGCUUCAGUUUAACUACUUCAGCCAAGGGUGGAGGUUGGGGAUUUAGUUUAGAAACUGAACUGGAUAAAGGCAAACAUUCAGAAUCUAAGGAAACCCACCUAACAAAUUCGGAGUGCUCUUAUUUCUGCUCAACCAAGUUCAGAUACACUCCCAUGGCAGCCUGCCACUUCCCCAUUGAUCAACUCCAGUUGUCCAAUGCUGCUCUUCAGGAAUUGAAAUGCCUUGAAGACCUUCUGGAUCAGACUACAGACCCUCAGGAAUCCCAGGUGCUGAAACAGUGGAGUGAAAGAUUCUUCCACAGGUUUGGCUCUCAUGCUAACCAAGGCCCUCUGCACCUGGGAGGAAUCUACUGGUGGAAGGCUGUCUCAAAGGGGUUCCAAAGUGAUCAGCUUGUUGAUAUAAAGCAGCAGGCAAUAGAAACCCUGAAUAUUUACAUAAGUUGUGGCUACAGUGGCUUUGGAGCGAAUGUUGCUGCAGGUAUAAAUGUGUCAGACUCACAGUCAAAAGCAGAUACUCAGAACAAAACUUUCCAAAAUCUCCAAACCAAAUUCCAAUUAUCUGUAUCCAAGACAGGUGGACCACCAGAAGCAGAUGACCUUGCUCAAUGGAAAGCUGGCCUUGUUGCCAGCAAUCAAACCUGGUGUGUCAUUGAUCGGGGAAUUCAACUGGUACCCAUUUGGGACAUCAUCCUCUCCAGAUACAGAAGUGAUUUUACGGAUCCCCUUAAGAUGGCUAACUGCCUGAGAGACAAUUACACUUCUCUGACUGGUUUCUCCGCACAGAUCCAAGAGGGAGAGGAGUUACUGAAAAUUAGGCAAGAGGUUAGAGUUUUUCUAGAUGGUGUGAAGUCCUGGUUGGUGUCUGAUCCUGAAAAACAACUUCAAAAAAUGAUAGAUUUCAUGCAAAUAUUGAGUCAAAAAACAAAAGGUGAUGAUACUUGGAUUAAUCUAUGCCUCACAGAUAAAGAUCUGCAGACCUUUUUAGUCAAUACUGUCAACUUUUGCAAAAUGUCUUUCAAUUAUAAAACAAAAUGUAUUAAAAUGCUGUUGGGUAUUCUUCUUGAUCCUCACAUCUACAAAGUGGAAAACUUUCCUCAGAAUCACUCCAUUAUGCACUGGAUCAACCAGCCAGAGUCAGAAGAAGAACUUGUCAAAUGCUUCCAAUUUUCUGAAUUUAUUAAUAUUAUAAAAGAUACCCAAAAUGAAGUCUUGGAAGUAAAGGUAAAAUCUGAGUCUCCAGAAUCAGUUGAAAAAGUUCAAAGAAAGGCCACAUAUAAGGUCAGCUUGGCUCUCAACAGCUUCUUAAAUCACCUCCAAGCAACAGAGCAGACAGACACACAGCUCUUGUUACUUUCCAUUGCAGCUGGUGCAGGAUAUCAGGUGAUAAGUAAUAAUUUUCAACAUCUUUUGAGCCAUGAUGAGUUAAACUUCCUUCUGGAUAAAAUGCAAACUGCCUACAAUAAAUACCAGCAGCUGAAAACCACUUCUAGCUCCAGGGCACAUGCAUUUCUGGUGUUCACAAGUCUGACAGCCACAGCUGGUGUCACAGUUAUUUCACCAGAAGAGAAGACAAAACGCAUGGAAUUUAUAACAAAACAUAUGGAACAAUUAUUUUCUGAAGAAGUUGUGCAUGUCCUCACUAAAUGUGGGGGAGAUCAUGAUUGGGAAAACUUAGAAAGAGACUUGAGUCUACUCAUUGAUGGAGAUUAUGAAGCUACCAUCUCUUCUGUGAAAAUGGAUGAGGUCAAAAGAGAGCUACAAAGUCUUCUUGAUGAAAAGAAACAGCCCUGCGAACCAGAAACUAAUACAAAUAACACACAUGAAAUAAUAGAAAAUGGAGCUUUCCUGGACUUACUCCAGCGUCUUGGCCUAGAACAUUACUACCCAAAAAGGAUGAGUAGAGCUGACUUCCAUCUGAUCUACAAGCCUUCUGUGUGCAACACUCAGCCCAAAUCUGAACAGGAACUUCCCUUUUAUUUCCUUCAGAAGCUACUGAUGCAGGAUUAUAGAUUGAGAUACCAGGUUUUCAAAGAGGAUGGAAACAUAGAACAUCAGGUCUCUCCAAGUAUUUCUAAUCAGGAAAAUGAAGCUAGUAAUCCAUAUGAAGACUUUUUUGAAGAUGAUGAUAAUCCCACUAAUACUUUGAUCAUUGAUUCCAAGCCCCACAUUCACCCCAUGGAUAUUCAGAUGGCCAUCUUUCACUGUGCAGAUGAUUUUGCCAGACAAUACAUUUUAACCAAACUUUUCAUUUGUCAAUUUGCCCUGCCCCUCCUGGUGCCAAAUCCCUGCACUUCUCAAAUUGAAUUUUCUGUCUGGUCUCUCAGACAAAUUAGGCGAAGUUGGCAGCAAGCAAGGGAAUCACCACAAGGGAAGAUUAGUCACCAAAGUCAGCAGAUGUGUCGUGUCUCCACUCCCUUUGUGUCCUUCAUUAGAGUUGGCAGUGGCCUGUCAGCUUCCAAAUCUGAGAUCAUGAACUGUCUUCUCAGUGAAUGCAAACAUGAUGUGUUUUUCCACCGAUACUGCAGAGAAAGCAGCAAGAACUGCCUUUUGAUGGGGGGUGUGGUGGAAAUCUGCUGGUUCUGCCCUGGUGGGGAAGAGGAAGACAGGUUUGACAACUGUGUGACCUUCACCAAUCUUCAUGGAGAUGCAAAGGAACAUAAAAGGCAGCUCACUUUUCUGCAGGAGGUCUCUUCAAUCAUUGUGGUCCUCAUGUCAGCUUCUAAUGACAAUGAAGAAAGCCGAGCAGUUGUUAAUGACUUGUGGCAGUCCUCAAAAUCAUUGAUCUGCUUGCUUGAUGACAAAGAAAAAUCCAAGUCCAAUUAUUCUGAUAGAAAGGUGAAAAUUGGUAUGAAGAGCAAAAAUGGUGCAGAAUUGACAGAGGAACUCACAACUGCCAUCAGACAUUUGCUAAAGUUCUCUGACACUGCUCUCAGCAUAGAGGACUGUUGUCAUAUUGCUUACCAGAAAGGAUUUUUUAUUGAUGAAGACCAGAGUGAUUUCAAGGAAGUCAAGAAAAAGGCACAAAUUAUAAGGUCUCUCCUAGAACAAACGGAGUUGACUCAAGUGAAGGAAAAUUUCCUUCCCCUUCAGGGACAACUGUGGCAUCUUUGGUGUAAGAAGGACAAAGAAAUGUAUCACCUAAGAGAAAAGGGGAAUCGAAGCAUUGAACAACACAAGAGUGAGAUUGAGACAGAUAAACAAAGAAUAAGGCAACAACAAUUGGAAAAAGCUUUUCCUCUAAAAGAUGUAAUGAAAUUUGUGCUUCAAAUUCUCUACAAGUAUUCAGAAACUCACACUUUACUCUACUUCUUACAACGGAUGAGUAUGUUUUUGGAUAUCCUGACUGCAGAGCAUUUGAAAAACCUGAAUGAAACAUUAAGUAAUUUGUUUUCAAAAAUACAAACAGAAAAGCGAAAAUCCCAAAACAGCAACUCUUUGAAACUCUUGCAACAUCAAAUAGAAUCCAUCUCUACCAAGAUUAUUAAUUGUACCUUAGGAAUUGAGCAGUUUCUCAGAGAAAUUGGCCAGAUCUAUGAAGCUCUGGAAGAAACUUCUUCCACAAGAGAUAUACUUUUUCUCUUCCUUCCCCAAAUUGCUGCAGACCUGAUGACAUCUGGUGUCCCCAUAGAGCUGAUUGAUGGGGAUACUUCCUAUGUGCCCCUAAAGUGGGUGGCAGCUGUUUUUGACAAGCUCUCUGAGAAACUGGGAGACAAACGGCUCUUUGUUCUCUCUGUCCUUGGCCUGCAGAGCUCUGGAAAGUCCACCCUACUGAAUGCUCUUUUUGGGCUACAGUUCAGUGUAAGUGCAGGCAGGUGUACCAGGGGGGCCUACAUGCAGCUCCUAAAGGUGGAUGAGUCAUCAACAGAGGAACUUGGCUUUGACUUUGUGCUGGUUGUAGACACAGAAGGACUUUGGGCCCCAGAACUCAGCAACAAAUCCCAGAAUUGGGACAAUGAGUUAGCCACCUUUGUCAUUGGACUUGCAAACUUGACCCUGAUCAAUAUAUUCGGGGAGAAUCCAUCAGAAAUGCAAGACAUCCUACAGAUAGCUGUCCAAGCCUUUCUGAGGAUGAAACAAGUGAAAAUCUCCCCAACUUGCAUAUUUGUGCAUCAGAAUGUAGGAGAAGUGACAGCUAAAGACCAAACUAUGGAUGGACGAAGGCAAUUAGAGCAGAGGCUAGAUGAAAUGGCAGCACUGGCUGCUAAACAAGAAGAGUGCUCAGAUGUAACCUGCUUCAAUGACGUCAUCAAGUUUGAUGUCAAUACUCACGUGUACUACUUUGCUCACCUCUGGGAGGGCAAUCCCCCCAUGGCCCCUCCCAAUCCUCGCUAUAGCCACAAUGUCCAAGAACUGAAAAGUAGAAUCCUUUUGACCGCCAAACAGGAAUCCAGAGGAAGUAUCAUGAGGAUAUCAGAUGUAAAAUUCAGAGUUCAAGAUUUGUGGAGGGCCCUAGUAAAUGAGAACUUCAUUUUCAGUUUUAGGAACACCCGAGAGGUCAUGGCCAUGAGCAAACUGGAAACCAUGUAUAACCACUGGACCUGGGAACUCAGGAGUCAUAUGUUGGACUUGCAGAACCAGCUUCACAAUCAGAUUCAGAAUAGAAAAAUUCUGACACUUAAAGCAAGCAUGAUUGAGGAUCCAGUUGUAAAGAAAUAUGAAACCAUCAAGCAAGAAUUUGAAAAAUAUUUCACUGAAGACACAGAGAGCUAUAUACUCAUCCAAUGGAAAGCCCAUUUUGAAUAUAGGCUGCUAGUCCUUAAAGAGUCACUUAUUUCAGACACUAAAAGAAAAGCCAAUGAACUUAUUCAUCUCAAAGAAAGUCAAGAACUACUGGAACAGAAAAAGAAGGUAUAUCAAAAUGAAUUACUGGAUAGGAGCCAAAAAUUGGCUUUAAGUUUAAACGGUGAAAAAUUGAGUGAUGAAGAUUUACGUGAGAAAUUCAACCAAAUUUGGGGAAAAUGGGUCUGUGAAGUGUCCUCAAAUGUCUCUCAAGCCAUAGAACCUAACAUUGAUGUGGAUGCUGAAAACAUCCUUUUAGAUCAUUUCAAAAAGGAGAAAAACAUAGUAGAAAAAAUAAAGAGAAAUACUAGAGAGGAUUUUCAAAUAGAUUUUGUAAAACAUGUCAAGAUUUGUCCAGAAUAUUGCACUUUCUCAAAGAAUUUAGAGGCCUGUGAUAAAGUGCCCAUUAAUAUGACUACUGAACGCAUUUUUUCAAGAUUUGAUGAAUCUAUUAACAGCAUUUGGAGUCACCAACGUGAUUAUGAUCAAAGUGACUUCCAUGAAAUCCUGAGAGUAGUAGAAAAUGAAGUGAAUUCUGCACUCACUAAGGACAGAUAUAUAUUUACCGGUGAAUACAAAAUUGAAUUAUGUUGGUGUUUAUUUUGUAGAGCAUCAAAACAUUUUAAGGAAAUGCACAGAGCAUUCAAAAUAGCAAAUGAUCCUGUAAGGUAUCUAGAAAACAAGAAAGAUGAUUUUUUCAUGAGUUUCAAGAUCUUCUGCCAAGGUGCAACCUCCAUCACGUCUUUUGUUGAUUUUCUAUGGCAGAAGCUCACUCCUGCUGUCUCUGACACCAUAUGGGGGAAUAUGUCCCUGAAAAUAACUGGGGACAUACAAGCUACCUGCCCUGCAUUCAGUGGAAACAGGGCUAACCUGGAGAAACACAUUCUCAUCUCUCUAGCAGAAGAAGAAAAUUUUGAUAGUUAUUGGCAAUACAUUCAUAAUCCAGAAUCAUUUUUUAGGACUUACAUUAGAAACAAAACCACAAAGUACUUUUCAGUCAACAGAGGUAAAAAUAUAAAGACAUUUUUAAAAACAAGUUUGGAGGACAUCAAGUCUGCCAUCCUGUCUGCCAUUCAUGAAUCCACAGCAGUAGCUAAAAAUAAAAGCAGCACUGCAUCUGAGUGGCUGGAUUUAUUCUGUGACUAUCUGGGGAACAAGCUGAUCUUCCCUCGAAGAGACUUGAUAAGCAUUGAGCACCAGGAAAUAAAAGAUAUGGAGUUUCUCAAAGAAGCCAUGAGUGCAGCUUUGGAUCCUGCAAUGAAAAAAGUAGAAGAAAUUUUUUCAAGUAGGAAUAUAGAUGAAAUGGUUCCUGAAAUUGAGAAAACCCUCUCUGAACAUCUCUGUGGUUGCUGGAAACAGUGCCCGUUCUGUAAAGCAAUUUGUACAAACACAAUUCCUGAACAUGAUGGAGACCACAGAGUUUCAUUUCAUCGUCCUCAGGCUAUCAAUGGAUGGCAUAAAUAUAAAUCAGAGCACUUUGUCAUUGAUUGUUGUACUAGUUUAGUAGCAAGUGAUUCUUCAUUUAUUUUGAGAGAUGAUCAGAUAUUUUUAUAUAAGAAAUAUCGGCAGGCAGGAGGGGAUUUUGCCACAUGGAGCAUCACCCCAGAUUCAUCCACCCAACCAUACUGGAAAUGGUUUGUCUCUCACUUCAGAUCAAAGCUAGAAGAAAAUUAUGAGAAAAAAUUUACUAACCUUGGUAAAAUCCCUGAUGAAUGGGCAAAAAUCACAAAGCAGGAUGUGCUCAAUGAUUUGAAUAAACAAUAAUCCUCAAUGACCACAUAAGAUCCUUAGUAUCUGAACAAUGUCACAGUAUAUAUCAACCUUAAAACACAUCCUCCUUACAACUAGAACUUUAAAUAUUCCACUUUGUGAAUGAAAUGUGUAAAAAGAGAUCCUUUAUCACUUCAAGAUUUAAGAGUUCCUGAAAAAGUAUUUAAUAUCUCUCUUCCUCAAUUCUGUCUGGAUUAGAAAGAAAUUACUAAAAUAGGACCAUAUGACAAAAUCAAAUAAACUGUAUAGAAUAUCUACUUCCUAAUUUGAAGUAUUUUUCUGAGUACUCUUUAAAGAUAAAUAAUACCUCCGAGAAAGUCAUCUUCAUACAGGAAAUUUAGAGUCAUUGCAUGAUGCUCAAAGUCCUGUAGAGUGACUGCAUCACGCAGUUGAACAAAUAUACAGAUCUUGAAACUUUCUCUCCUUUCAUGAAUGUUUUCAACCUUUCAACUCAUGAAGAAAAUUUACUCACCCUUAAAUACAAAAUCAUCUAUGAAAAUUUUGUGAUUCCCACAUAAAAUGUUAUUUAAACAUAUUUUAUUCUAGCAAAGGACAAACCAGAGAAUUGACCAGGAUAGAGUCUUCAUCAACUCAGGAAACCUUAUCAAGUAAAUAUUGGAAAUAGAAAUCAAAUAACUGUUUCCUUCAUUUAAUCAACACUUGUUGGAAUAACUUUCAGUUUGCUGCUAGCUGCUACGAGCAGCUCAGAGAGCUAGGAAAACCCUUGUUUGUACAGACCUGACAAUAACACCUGUAGGACAGGGUGCUCUGCUCUGGCGAGCCAUCAGUGAAACCACAAUCUCAGUGCUUGAGGUCAGCAUUGCCAAGCUACAAGGCCAGAAACUGAGAGUUAGGUGCUUCAUGGCAUGAAAUCCCCAACUCAUAAGGCCCCCUCCCCUAGGAACAAUGAUCUUCCAGUCUGCCUUCCACCACAUAGCAAUAUUUAGAGCUUCCUCAUAGUGUGGCUACAUUAAUCAUAAGAUGAUUGGUUUCUAGAUGUUGUAUAACCUGCUUGCUUAUGUAUGAUUGGAAGAUGCAUUCUAUAUCAAGUGUAAUCACUUCUGCAUUAAACAAGCUUUCCUGGAGUCGACUGUGGUUGUCACCUGUCAGCUCUCACCAGCUCCUGGUGUCUGUGUGUUGACUCCGUGUCUCUAACCCUGCGACUGAAGUAGCCGAGUGACCAAUUGACCACAUCAGUCACCGACAGCCAGGCCUCGGAAACCGAGCCAAAAGGAGAAGAAGAGAUCAACAUGACUCCCCACUGGACAGCACACAAGAUAACCUGAGUUUAUAUCAAAGCCCUAUCAGAUCAAGCUCAGACCAUGUCACCUGCCGGAGACCAGAACACUUCUUGCUUAUGUGUGCAAUUAUAACUUGCAACUCACAGGUAAGUGCACAACAGGUAAGUAUGAAAGAAGAAAGGCCUCUGCCUAACAGCCUAAUAACUCAAGGCCCCAUGCUGGCCUGUCAGAGCAAAAUGAACGUACUUCAAAGCAUGGCCCGUGUGGGAAGAAUUACUUUGCAGUCAGCUAUAACACAUGAAUGGCUGUCUGUGGGACAGUUGUCCUCUAGUGGAGAGCCUCUAGUAUUAUCUAGUGGCAAAAACCCUUCCGUGAGCAAAAUACUCUUGCCCCUGCAAUUAAAAAACCAUGAGAGCAAUCCACGCUCAAUAAAUUAUGAUCAGGAUGUUUUACAUACUUAUCUCUCAAAUCUUGCAGAAUGCAUCCCAAGGACAAAUCUCAGAAGGACAACGGGAGCCCUCUGGAUCAACAUCAUCAUAAGGCUUGCAGUCCUCACAGCCACAAUUGCAACUACCACUCUUACCGCUCUCCUGUACCCCACCAAAAGGACCACACCCAACUGAUUGGAAACAACUUAUGCUGUUGCUGGGAGUUUAAUUGGACUUUCCCCUUCUUUUGCAUCAACACAGAAAAGGACCUCCUUUAUGCUAUUGUGCAUCAUUCUGUCAUUCAGCCUGCAAAUACAUGCUUGGUGGGUAGGGGCUCCAUCUCCCGGGAUUCUUUUACCUGUUGGUUUGGAUGAUACUGUAUUGCCUUUCUUGUUUGCUACUGAUAUUUCCUUGUGAUGCCCUGUUACAUCUGACCCAAUAGCAAGGCACCCUUGGAAUAUGUCACUCUCACUUGAUCAUUUAUGGGCCUUUACUACAUUAAGAAAUGUGUCUAGGGCACAGAGGUUAUGUCAGUUUUCAGUUUGCCUUCAUAAAGAUAUUCUUUGGGAACCAAGAAUAGGAAGCAUUAUAGGUUUUCGGCUACUCUCCUUAGAAGGAGAAGCAAAAGUAGUCUCUCUCAGUGAUCUGCCUACUGGCAUGCGCCCUCAUGCUAAAGACUCACAUUAUUGGCCCCAACCCUUUCUGCAGCAAUGUCCAUGGAGAAAAUUUAAAGAUAUCAGUGAAGGUAUACCUCUAAGAGCUCUAUCUUGGAGAGACUGUCUCUCCCUUUCCAGACCCUAUCUCAUUUCUGAUGAGCUUAUUAGUUGGUCCAGACCCUAUACAAAAGGUGGACAGAGAAUGGAAUUUUCAAUAGAAACAAAUACAUUAAUAUUUAAAUAUCAUACAGAUUGGAUAACCAAUGCUCAAAAUACAAAAGAAAGACAGACAGGAGACUUUUUGCAAUUAGGCAAACAAUUGUUAUGUGGUGCUUACAAAUGUAUAGAUAUGAGUCUUAUUGUCACCAUGAAUACCAUUAGGUUUAAUGUCUCUUUUGAAAAACCCUCAGCUAAACAUGCUACUAAAGGCCAUGUAUGUGUUAAGCCACCCUUUUUCUUUGUAGCCUCCACUCAGAACCACAAAAGGAUCAUCUUUAUUGUAAUAAUUCCCAAUGUGAGUUAACUGAUUGCUGGAAUUCCUCAGUUAAGACAGUAGUGGUAAUGAGAACACCCCCCAUGUUAUGGUUUCCAACAGAGGAUGACUCCUCCAUUCAAAAGUUUCAUUUUACAAAAGAUAUUUCCCUUCCCAGAGGUAAGCGAGAUUUUGGGAUUACUGCUGCCAUAUGGCUGCCUCCCUUUCUGCGAUUGUAGCAGCUACUGCUGCUGAUGUAGCCUUGACCCAUGCCGCAGUCUGGCUGGGCACAAAAUCACGAGCCACCACACAGCUUGUAGAUUCAAACAGCAACUCUUUAUUCCCGAACUCACACCAGCCGUCUACAAUCAUGUUCUGGGGAAAUCCACGUUCUCUGCCCAAAUCCACCUCCACUGGGCUUCUGUCUCCCAAAAUAUAUUGUCUGAAUCCCAUGAGAACUCAAGGGGAACUCAGGCAGCAGGAUAUGCCCUAUUCCCAGCAGGAAUAAUCUUAAACCUUAAACCUGGAACCUAAACCGGGAACGCCCUAAUCCGCCUUGGUCCUUGAGCAAGGUCACCUACAUUCAAUGUCACUGCAACAUGGGGUACGCUGGCAAGGAAAUUGUCAUACCUACUUGGCUAAUGGCUCCCAGCAGACCCAGUCUACAACAAAUGCUGCAACCAUUAAUCAGGGAGUGCUCCAUCAAAUCCCUGACCACCCAGGAUUGACUAAACCUGCAAUUGCAUAACCUGCUUGCUUACGUAUGAUUGGAAGAUGCAUUCUAUAUCAAUUGUAAUCACUUCUGCAUUAAACGAGCUUGCCUGGAGGUCAACUAAGUUUGUUACCUGCCAGUUCUUAUGAGCUCCAGGUGUCUGUGUGUUGACUCCAUGUCUCUUAAUGUUACAACAACAGAUUGACCUUAUUGAUGAAAAAAUUGAUAGGCUUCAAUUGAAUGUUAGAGUACCCUGCAGUCCUCAAUUUCUGUAUAAUUUUCAAACCCCUGUCUCAAUAAAAAAUGUAACAGAAGCUCUGCUUGAACUAGCAAAUAGACUUAAGGGACCUUGGGAUAUGACUUUUAGAAAUUUCACUAUGAUGCUGCAUGCUCAGAUUCUCAGCCUAAAUGAAACCAGAGCAAAGCUAAUUCUUAACCCCUCAAUCUUACAAUGGCUAUGGGAUAAAUUGUCAGCUUUAAUUGACCCUGCUAAUUGGAUCCUUGCUGGUAUUGGCAUAGUUUUUCUUGUUUUACUAUAUGCUCUUUUAAGAUGGUUCCAAAAAAGGCUCAACAAAGUAGAGAUAAAACAAGGUUCUUGCAUGUAAGGAAAGUCAAAAAGAAAAUAAUGAUUCCCUGGCAUCCGUAUGAGUGGCAGCUAUGGAUCGGAUCUAAGUAGUACCAACUAGGGUUCAGAUUUCUAUGAGGGAUCAUGCCCUGAGUCUUAGCACUGCUCUCCUUUUCAUCUAUCUAUGUCUCUCAGUUCGGUCACAAUAUUACUGUUUGUCUAUGGCCUUUCUCCUUUCUUCCUGAAUGCAGCCUCACCAACCCAGUGCUAUGAGCUGGGCCCUCCAUGGAGAAGAAAUCUGAGUUUCCUGAUCCUAAGGUAAAUGCUAGCAUGGAGGCCACAGGGGCAUUUUCUAUCCAGGAGACAGAGAACCCUCUCUGGGGCAAUGCCUUGCACACUUCACAUCACCCUAUUUGGCCCGGGAAGAUGGCUGGUUAGUCAAUGACGGGUAAGAUUCCUCAAGGGAGGAACAACCUAAGACAGGCACAGCCACAGAGGGGCCAUCAGGAGAAAACUUGGGGACGAACAGAGGUGAAUCACAGAACCUCACCCCCACCAACUGUGCAAAGACCUAAGUCUUCACCCCAUCUGAGAGGGGUCUCCUGCCCCCAUGGCUGCUUUGCUCUUGAUGCCCAGCUCUGAUCGGGACCCAAGAGACAGACAGAGACCUACUCAACAGUGGCUGCCUCACCACAGCAGGAAACAACUGCAGCUACAAGAAAAGGCUAUAUUUAGGUGUUUCUCCUUUCUCUUCCUUGGUUAUUUCCCUUUUUCUGUGCUUUUCCCUUUUUCCUUUCUUCUCUCAGCAUGGUUCUCCUUUGGCAAAAAAUUGAAUAAAAAGGGAGAAAAUGUUGGAAUAACUUUCAGUUUACACCUAGCAGCUAUGAGCAUCUCAGAGUGCUAGGAAAACCCUUGUUUUUACAGACCUGACAGGAACACCUGCAGGACAGGGUGCUCUGCUCUGGCGAACCAUCAGUGAAACCACCUCCUCAGUGCUUGAGGUCAGCGUUGCCAAGCUACAAGGCCAGAAAACUGAGAGUUAGGUGCUUCAGGGCAUGAAAUCCCAGACUCAUAAGGCCCCCUCCCCUAGGGACAAUGAUCCUUCCAGUCUGCCUUCCACCGCAUAGCAAUAUUUAGAGCUUCCUCAUAGUGUGGCUACAUUAAUCAUAAGAUGAUUGGUUUCUAGAUGUUGUAUAACCUGCUUGCUUAUGUAUGAUUGGAAGAUGCGUUCUAUAUCAAUUGUAAUCACUUCUGCAUUAAACCUGCCAGCUCUCACCA